Neofelis nebulosa (Clouded leopard) is the source of this 657-nucleotide messenger RNA. RefSeq names its product trafficking protein particle complex subunit 2B-like. Lineage: Eukaryota; Metazoa; Chordata; Mammalia; Carnivora; Felidae. Gene Ontology annotation, biological process: endoplasmic reticulum to Golgi vesicle-mediated transport. The transcript has 2 exons. The record is from RefSeq and is a predicted model, not a curated record. Bases 78 to 440 code for a protein of 120 amino acids. Gene Ontology annotation, cellular component: TRAPP complex; nucleus; cytoplasm.
AGCAACAGCCAAAAUUAAGCAGCAAAGUGUAUUCAAAGGGAUCUUCCUGCUGAAAAAGUUGGAAACCACGAGACUAGAUGGCUAGGAUUGUUAUGUUGCUUUCGCAGUGGCAUCAGAGAGUUAACUCCCUGCUCUGUCCUCCUGCUGUCUACACCUUAUCUGAAAGCCAGGUCUGGAGGAGCUAUAUAUUGAAGACAAUGUCUGGAAGCUUCUACUUUGUAGUUGUUGGCCACCAUGAUCAUCCAGUGUUUGAGAUGGAAUUUUUGCCAGCUGGGAAACCAGAAUCCAAAGAUCAUCAUCAUCAUCUGAACCAGUUUCUAGCUCAUGCUGCUCUCGACCACAUAGAUGAGAAUAUGUGGCUGUCAGACAACAUGUACUUGAAAACCGUGGACAAGUUCAAUGAGUGGCUUGUUUCAGCAUUUGUUAUGCAGAGCAUAUGAGAUGUAUUAUGCUUCAUGAAACAAGGUGUGACGAUGGAAUAAAGAACUUCUUUACUGGGGCACCUGGGUGGCUCAGGUUGGUUGAGUGUCCAACUUCGGCUCAGGUCAUGAUCUCACAGUUCGUGAGUUCGAGCCCCGCGUCAGGCUCCGUGCUGACAGCUCAGAGCCUGGAGCCUGCUUUGGAUUCUGUCUCCCUCUUUCUCUGCCCCUCCCCUGU